GCAUGCAGGCUGGCGGUGCAUUGAAACGAAUAGCUCUGACAAUGUGGUGAUGGUAACAUCAACAUUGAAUUCAACUAUGGAUACUACAAGUCGACGUUGUGUUGUGUGUAAUGGUGGCAUGUGCGAGAAACGAUGUCGAGGGGGAGUCAUCAUGUCACUUGAUGAUGCAAAACGGGUUUGAAGGAUGCGAACAUGUGCAGGGUAGUUUGUCUAUCAGUGUUCUUGUGAAAGCCCCAUCAAAAUACGAUCAAUUGACAAAAUACUUGGGCAGUAUCGUGCGUGUUGACGACUACGUGGCAGUACGUGAAAGUCCCAGCAUUCAGUCGCUCACAUUUUUGAAGAAUCUGACGUGUAUAGAAGGCAAGAGACCUUUCCGAUCUUGGGAUUUGUUGUAUGGGCUGGUUGUGAUGGGCAAUCAAAAUUUGCGUUUUCUCUGGCCGGAGAAGCGGAAGGAACUGGUUAUUGGUUCUGAUGGUGAUCUGAAGAUUUUAGUGACACAAAACCCGUGGCUUUGUGGUGACGACUUGUUGGAUUUGAAGGAUCAGUUUCGUUGGCGUGUUGUGGAAUGGAGAAAUGGAUACCGAGCGGGAUGUAAUCACUCUGUGCUAGGAGUAUCAAUCAAACGUAACGACGACUGCCUAGACAUAGCAUGGGAUUCUGUCCCGAAACAUAGACAUGAGAAUCUCACCGGAUAUACACUACUGUGGAGACAAUAUAACAAAACUGACGACAACCUGAUUGUUGCCGAAGAGGAAGAAUACGAUGAGCAGAAUCCCGACGGCCACCACAGUCUAAUGUGGGAGUUUCAGCACAUAAAUAAGAACGAGUCGACUCGAAACUGUUCUGUAACAAUCCGGGAAGGGACGACGGUCGCUGUCCAAGUCCGAGCUCGUUUUAACGACUUGAAAUCAGGAGCACGAACGAAAGUGAUGUCGUGUGCUAGACGUGGAGUUCCGUCGAAACCUCUCUGCAUAAGAAACAAAGAUGGUUGUGUUAAUACGUCACACGAUGUCGUUAUUGUCUGGAAUCAACCAUCCAUGUAUGCAGACACGAUUACAGAAUACAACAUAAUUGCUACUGAUGGCGACAGCAAUAACGUGACAAGAAAUAUUGCAGUGGGAAGUAAUGAGACGUGUUCUGAUUCUCUGUGUGAAGCGCGUAUCGAUAAUUUGACAAAUUACAGGCAUUAUAGUAUCAGGGUUAGAGCCAGAAAUUCUGAAGGCCAAGGCGAUUCAUCCGAUGAAUUUCAUCUCAUGACUGUUGCAGAUCCAGAAGCAGACGUUGUUACUGACUUUACAGUACGAGAUCGAGGAGCCGGCUCCAACAAUUUUUCUCAGCGUAUACACGUGUCUUGGAAACGACCAAAGACACCGAAUGGUGAAGUCAAGUGUUACGAGGUAAUGUUUGAAUAUGCUAUAACUACUCCAGAGGUUACAAGGAUCAGCACUCAUGCUAUCAACUACAUCUUUCCAGAGUAUAAGAAACACAAGUGCACAUAUUGGUUGACAUCCACUGACAAGUUCAUCAAAUGUAAAGUCGUGAAUCGGGAGUUGGAAAUUCCCGUUUUCAGAGUUUACGACAGGCCACUCGGUUACAAUGUGACCGUCACUGUCGUCUCAUCAUAUCGCAGGAGUGAGAUAAACAAAACCGAAACAUUUAAAGUGCCUGCUUUGGAGUCUACUUCGAAUGGAGAUGUAGACACUACGAUCAUCAUAUCAGUUGUGUUCUCCACUUUGUUGCUGAUCAUCGUCAUUCUCGGUGUUUAUCUAUGUAGAGUGCAAAGACGUAAACAUCAACUGAGCAAAUCAACAAUACAUCGAAUGAAGCUGUCCAUGAGUCGCAUCCAAUCGAUCGAUUAUAACAUGCUGGAAAUAUUAGGAAGAUAUGAACCAGACGAGUGGGAAAUUGGGAGAGAGGAGGUUGUGUUAGAGACGGAGCUAGGGAAGGGAGCGUUUGGUAUGGUGUAUAAGGGAAAGUGGAUUUGUCAUGAUGGAGUGGAGAUGGCAGUGGCCGUUAAGAUGCUUCCAGAAGACGCAAGUGACCUAGACAAGAUAACCGUCUUGCAAGAAGCAUCGCUAAUGAAGCAUCUGCACAGUGACAACAUCGUGAUGCUUCUUGGGAUCGUCUCAAUCGGAAAUCCCAUCCUCAUUGUCAUGGAAAUAAUGGACAAAGGCGAUCUCAAGGGAUACUUGCAUUCACUGAGACCGGAGGAUGAAUGUGAUUGGCAUAAGAGCUUUCCUUUGUCUGAUGAUCAGUUGUUGGAGUUUGCUGCGGACAUUGCAGCCGGAAUGGAGUAUUUGCACAUGAUGAAGUACGUGCAUCGUGAUUUGGCGGCUCGAAACUGCAUGGUGACUGCUGAUUUGCGUGUGAAGGUUGGAGACUUUGGUUUGACGAGAGAUAUCUACCAGAGUGACUAUUAUAGGAAGUUGAACCGAGGUCCACUUCCUGUACGAUGGAUGUCUCCUGAGGCUCUACGAGACGGCAAGUAUGACCGUGCAUCUGAUGUAUGGUCGUUUGGCAUCGUGCUCUGGGAGAUGUUAUCUCUAGCAUCUCAGCCUUACCCAAAUAUGACAAACGAAGAAGUGUACGAGUUCGUGACGGCGGGCGGAACGAUCAACCUUUUCAAAGUCAAACACGCACCCAUCACAUUUGUUCUGCUUAUGCAACGUUGUUGGCUGUUCGUGCCUGCAGAACGGCCCACGUUUAAGAUAAUCCGUGGAGUAUUGCCAGGAGACGAGUCGGCAGUCUGAGUCUACCUACAAUGCUGUGCCAAACGUUUUUAUCCAUAUGCAUCCUGCUUUCUCUUUGACUAUAAGGAACAUGCAAACUAUUGAAAAUAGAAUUAUUGUUUGUCAUGCAUUAAUGAACUAAGUUAUUGUAGCAGACUUCCUUACUGUAUAGCCGUAGUAUCAAGCAUACUAGAUGUAGUAGGAGAUUUUAUAGGACAGAUUUUGAUACUAACGUGUAGUGUAGACAUACCGUAGCCAAUAGGUUGUACUAUAAGGGUCAGGUAUCUUCAGUGAAUUACUAGUGGCUAAACAUGUUUUGAAGUCAUGUCCUAAGCUUUACACUUUGGGCAUGACUUCACUGCAUGUACACUACACUGUACUGGUUUUUAUCUACAUGGUAACGCGAGUUAUAAAACAUCGAAGUUCCCGGAUAAGAACAUAA
Corticium candelabrum is the source of this 3171-nucleotide messenger RNA. Its product is annotated as insulin-like growth factor 1 receptor. The transcript is spliced from 21 exons. Gene Ontology annotation, cellular component: plasma membrane; signaling receptor complex. Gene Ontology annotation, biological process: positive regulation of kinase activity; cell surface receptor protein tyrosine kinase signaling pathway; protein phosphorylation. Gene Ontology annotation, molecular function: protein binding; transmembrane receptor protein tyrosine kinase activity; ATP binding. Bases 111 to 2750 code for a protein of 879 amino acids. Lineage: Eukaryota; Metazoa; Porifera; Homoscleromorpha; Homosclerophorida; Plakinidae. The record is from RefSeq and is a predicted model, not a curated record.